CACGGGUAGCUCGUUCCGCGCUCGGACAACACGCCUCCGAAUGUGAGAGAGAGAGUGUGAGAGAGAGCGAGAGAAAAAGAGAGAGAGAGAGAGAAAGAAAGAUCUGAGCCGGAAAAAACGCCAACAAAAUAAAAACAAACCCGGUGUGUUUUAAUUGGAAAUAAAAGCUAAAUAAACAAACAAAGAAAAAAACGGAGGAGAUUCAGGAGCGAGUUAAAAUAUUUCCGCAAGAAGCAAAAGAAGAAGAAGAAGAAGGAGAAGGAGAAGGAGAAGGAGACGGUUUGCUGUUUGCUCCGUUAGCACUGUUCAGGUUGUGAGGUCACUGCUUAGCCCUGAGGAACCUGGAAGUCUAAAACACACCGCUAACGCACAGGAUGACCGGCUGACUCUCAUGAACGCCGCCUGUUUUAACGAUAAUGACGCUUGAUGGUAAUGUCUUCAGUUGGUCUCAUCUCCAGCCGGGAUUUUACAGGGAACAAGAGCAGAUUCGUGAUUCGAGAUGAUUUCUGUUUUCUAUCCCAAAGUAAUGGACUGUUCAUGAAGGACUGGGUUAAGAAAGCAUGUGAGAGGAUUCUCUUUUCUUUUCUUGAGUCUUGGAGGUAUCCGUGACAACCAUCCUGACGUUCUUCAUCCUUUUACCGUUCCCGUCUCGGACCUGCUGCGUCUCGGAUCUCCGCGUUCGUCUGUGAGGAAGACCAGAACGAUCGUCCGGUAAAGAGGACCGAAGAGUGUGUGGUGUCUGACAGAAUGACUCAUUUAGGAGAAAAGAAAACUUGUGUGUUUUGCAGUGGAGCCUCGUAAAACACACACACACACACACACACACACACACACACACACACACGCACACACACGCAGUCUCUAUGGCUGCAUUCGCGUAGCGGCCCUCGUGCUGAACCGUGUUUUGGUUUUUGCUGCGCUGUGAUUGGUCAGGAUGCCGGCAAAAGGGAAGUACCUGCUAAAUGAGCAGAAACUGAAACAGGAAGCACUUUACAGGAAGUUCUCCUGCAUCAGCCAGUAUCAGCCUCUGGUCUUGCUGCUCGGACUGAGCGUGCUCACUUGUGCUAUACUGCUGGUCAUCUUUUUCAGCCUGCACGAGGGCGUGCAGAACCAUGUAGCGUUCGUGGCCGUGGUUAGCGGCGCACUCUUUGUGUUCCUGGCAGUGUUUGUGCUGGUCUGUGCUGAGGCACUCACUCAGAAAUGGACCACGCUGUUGGGGCUGGUAGUGUGGGCUACACACCUCACCAUGGGCUUUACGUUCAUCUAUUCCUCAUCUACUAAAUUCAUUGUUCCUUGGGACCAGGUGCCUUUCUUCCUCUUCAUCAUCAUCACUGUGUUCACGUUACUCCCCUUCCAGAUGUGGUACGCCGUCAUCCUCAGCAUCGUCUCCUCCCUCUCUCACAUUAUCGUCCUGUCAGUGCACUUCACCUGGAACAGUUCCAAGCUGACGACUUCCCUCACCAAUCAGCUCAUGUCCAACGCGGUGGUGUUUGUGUGUGGGAUUGCCGUGGGAGCGUUUCAUAAGGUUCUAAUGGAGAAAGCACUCAGGCAGACUUUCCAGGACACGCUGCGCUGCCUCAGCGUCCGCAUGAAACUGGAGAUCGAGAAGAGGCAGCAGGAGAAUCUGCUGCAGUCAGUAUUGCCUGUGUAUAUUUCCAUGGAGAUGAAGCUGGCCAUAAUGGAGCGCUGUAAAUGCAAGGAUAAGGAGGCGCAGCAGCGGCUAGUCAAGGACAAUAACUUCCACUGUCUGUACGUCAAAAGGCAUGAGAACGUCAGCAUCCUUUACGCAGACAUUGUUGGUUUCACUCGUUUAGCCAGCGAUUGUUCUCCCAAAGAAUUGGUCAUCAUGCUGAAUGAGCUCUUUGGGAAAUUUGACCAGAUUGCCAAAGAGAAUGAGUGUAUGAGGAUCAAGAUCCUGGGUGAUUGUUAUUACUGUGUAUCCGGACUACCCGUUUCCUUACCGAAACACGCCAAGAACUGCGUCAAAAUGGGUUUGGAUAUGUGUGAAGCGAUAAAGCUGGUUCGGGAGGCUACAGGAGUGGAUAUUAACAUGCGCGUCGGUGUGCAUUCUGGAAAUGUGCUCUGUGGCGUGAUUGGUUUACGCAAAUGGCAGUUUGACGUCUGGUCACACGACGUCACCUUGGCCAAUCACAUGGAGUCCGGAGGGGUGCCUGGCCGGGUGCACAUCACUGAGGCCACUCUGAAGCAUCUGAAUAAAGCCUACGAGGUGGAGGAAGGAAACGGUCACCUCAGAGACACUUACCUGAAGGAGCUCAGCAUCAAGACCUACCUGGUUAUAGAUCCACGGGCUAAGGACCCGUCCCAGAGCAGCCGUAACAUUCCUAAACAGCGUGUGAGUGACGGUUUGAAGAUGCGAGCCUCGGUGAGAAUGACGCGCUACCUGGAGUCGUGGGGGGCCGUGAAACCCUUCGCCCAUCUCCAGAGCAGAGAGGGCUUCAUCACUGACCCUAUGGUGAACAGCAAGACCCGCUUCAAGGACAUUCCUAUGAGAUCAGCGCCGUUAAAAAUUACAGAAAGCUUUGAUGAGUCUCUUGAGGAGCCCUUGUCCUUUCCUGCCUCUCCCUUCAGCGUGAAUAAAAAUAAGUCCCAGAAGUCCAAGUUUGAUGAGCAGCUGCACAACGAGAUGAUCACCACCAUCGAUGAGCUCAGUUCCAGCAAGCACUGGAUGAAGUCGGAGGAGAUUUCGAGUCUUACUCUCUGGUUCACAAAAUGUGGGCUGGAGAAACAGUACAGGACUAUAGAAAUGCCUAGUUUUAAAUACUACAUCUGCUGUGCCACCUUCGUCUUCCUGUGUAUCUUCACCAUUCAGAUGCUCGUCACCCAAAAACCUGCGCAGCUGGGACUGGUGUUUGCGUUGUUGGCGUGUUUGUUACUGCUGACCAUUGCCAUCUGCUUUGCCGGUCACAUUCAGAAACUGUUCCCGGAAAAGUUGGAAUCCUGCCAGUGGUUGCCGGCCGUGUCCAUGGCCGUGGUCAAGAGACCUUUUGCGCGCCUCCCGCUAGCAACCAUCGCUACGACAGUUAGCGUUAUCAUUGCCUUGUUCAACCUGUGUUUUAUCCCAGUUGAGUUGAACCCCGAUUGCUUUAAAGAACAAAUGGAAAAAAAUAAAAGCAGCAAAGAAGGGUUAAAUCUCUUCUGCUUGUCUUAUUCGGUGUAUACCUGUAUCCUGACAUUACUGGUGUGUGGAGUAUUUCUGAGAGUGUGCUUUGAGCUGAAGCUGGCCUUCCUCUUCAUCAGUUCAGGCUUUUAUUACUUCAUCAUAGGCUACAGCAAGAGUGAUCUGUUCAAAAUGUACACCUGCUUUCUUUCUGUAAACCUGAACAGUUCUGUGGAAAAUUCAUGGAGCGUUGAGCCGUACAGAUUCAUGAAUGGAGGGUUGAUGAAAGAGCCACAGUUCAUGAGCUGCAUGUACAUCACUCUGUUCCUGUUUACCAUGCUGCUUAUAUCACGUCAGGAUGAGUUCUGCUGCCGUCAGGAAUUCCUGCUGAAGAACAAGAACCGCAUGGACAAGGACGAGAUCGAGCUGUGUGAGAAUCUGACUCGGCUGCUGCUGGAGAACGUUCUCCCAGCUCACGUGGCCGCGCUGUUCGUGGGCGAGAACAAAAAGAACGAGGUGGGGCUGCUCUCCACUAACACUUUACUAAACCAGAAGUACAAGGAUCUAUACUACAAGUCGUACGAUUGUGUGUGUGUGAUGUUUGCUUCAGUCCCUGACUUUAAGGAGUUCUACACCGAAUGCGACAUCAACAAAGAGGGACUGGAGUGUCUGAGACUCCUUAACGAGAUCAUCGCUGAUUUCGAUGAGUUGCUGUCUAAGCCGAAGUUCAGCGGCGUAGAGAAGAUCAAGACGAUCGGCAGUACGUACAUGGCUGCUGCAGGACUUAGUGGGACGCCUGGACAGGAGACAAACCAGGACCGGGAGCGGCAGCCGGCGCAGAUCGGCAUCAUGGUAGAGUUUGCCAUUGCUCUGAUGGGAAAGCUGGACGGCAUCAACCGCCACUCGUUUAACAGCUUUAGACUGCGUGUGGGAAUAAACCACGGGCCAGUAAUAGCGGGGGUGAUCGGAGCGCGCAAGCCGCAAUACGACAUCUGGGGUAACACUGUGAACGUAGCAAGCCGGAUGGAGAGCACCGGAGAACUGGGCAGGAUCCAGGUGACAGAAGAGACGUCGGAUGUUCUGCAGAAGCUGGGUUACUCGUGCGAGUGCCGAGGUCUGAUCAACGUAAAGGGGAAAGGAGAACUCACAACCUUUUUUGUAUGCACAGACUCCAAUAAGCAGCAGGGAAUGGGGCUCAGCUGAAAGUGCUGACCUUCUCUCACUCACACACCCCCGGCUGGAUGGGUAGAGUUUUCUUUUCUUUUCUUUUUUUAACGGUGUUUCUUGGAAUGUGAAAUGUUUUCUUAUGCUGAGAGGAUUUCCAAAUGGUAGAAGACGAGGAUAGAAUAAUUAAAAACCCUUACGAAGCCAGAAACUUUUGAACAAAUAUACGCUCGUCAUUCUGGCCGAGAUGGAACGUUCCCACCUAACACUGGAGCAGGGACUGUUUUUUUUUUUUUAUAUGUUUGUUUGUUUGUUUUUUUCCAGCGUUUCGUGACCUUAAACUUCUCUGCACUGUUCUGAUCCUUAAAAACUACGGAGGCAACAAACGGAAGAAGAAGAAAUACUGCUGAUUGUCUCCAGAAGUCUUUGUGUCUUAAAUCUGACAUUACUUGCAAACGAUGGGACCUGCACACUCGAACAUGAAGAGGACAUUUUAUUAUUAUUAUUGUUAAUAUUAUUAUUAUUUACUAGGACAUGAUGUGAAGCACAGGAAAUGUUUAGGUGUGGACAGACUUUGCUGCUGAAUGACUUCAAACUGUUAGAAAAACCGCUUUGGCAAAACAGGAAUUUACACGUCAACUGUUGAGUAAUUUAAAGAGAAUAAGCAAAGCUAAACAUGAAUAAAAAAAAAUGCUGCAGUAUAAUCGUUUUGAUUGCAAAAGAUUUUUCUGAAUUUUGCCAUUAUGACUCCGCCUAUUCGAAGUUAGGGCUACGUUUUAUUCCUGUUCGCUUUGAGCUGCUUGUCUGUCUUAUGUCGCAACGUGGAACUCGAUGGCUUAAGGCAGGGGUGUCUGAUCUCAUCCAGAAAGGGCCUGGUGCGUGUGGGUGCAGAUUUUCAUUCCAACCAAGCAGAAGCUACACCUGAUUCCAACUGGCUAGGCAACAGUUCUUGGCUUGCAGUAGACUCAGGUGUGGCUUCUGCUCAGUUGGAAUGAAAGCCUGCACCCACACUGGCCCUUUGUGGAGAAGAUUGGACACCCCUAGCUUAAGGAAAGGGAAAGACGAGAUGUGUGUGUGCAUCUCCGGGUAAACCGGUCGGGCUGAAUGUGGGUAACGUUGGUGUACUGUAACAUUUACCUGAACUGAAACUAACAUCUCUGUUACUUUAAACUUCAGUAUAAGAUGUCUAAGUUAAACAUUCUGUACAGAAUCCGUAUGGAAUAAAUCAUUUUUUUCAAGGUUAAAA
Molecule: messenger RNA, 5528 nt
Organism: Hemibagrus wyckioides
Lineage: Eukaryota; Metazoa; Chordata; Actinopteri; Siluriformes; Bagridae
Gene: adcy7
Product: adenylate cyclase 7
Exons: 29
Coding region: 935-4321 (1128 amino acids)
Biological process (GO): intracellular signal transduction; cAMP biosynthetic process; adenylate cyclase-activating G protein-coupled receptor signaling pathway
Cellular component (GO): plasma membrane
Molecular function (GO): adenylate cyclase activity
Source: RefSeq, a predicted model, not a curated record